Tuber melanosporum (Perigord truffle) is the source of this 2395-nucleotide messenger RNA. RefSeq lists its product as uncharacterized. The record is from RefSeq and is a predicted model, not a curated record. Lineage: Eukaryota; Fungi; Ascomycota; Pezizomycetes; Pezizales; Tuberaceae. Gene Ontology annotation, biological process: lipid metabolic process. Bases 239 to 2395 code for a protein of 718 amino acids. Gene Ontology annotation, molecular function: triacylglycerol lipase activity. The transcript is spliced from 8 exons.
GACCGGCUAGGUUCUGGGGGGUGGUCACGCGAGUGACGCAAAACUAGGAGCUCAACAUUUCCCUCCCCUGCACCUCCUCUCCUUCCCUGACAUCUGGAACUUGCGGGGAACCUCUUUUACUGUAGUUCCCAGUCUGCGAAUAGCCUUUGAGGUUCCGAUUCACCGCAGCCUUGACGAUAGCACGAGUGAGUGAAUUGAGUGAGUGGGCGAGUGAGUUGCUACGGCAACGUUGAUCAGGAUGGCGGGCUGGGACAGGUCCAACGAGCCGAGGCGGCGGAAGCAGGAGAGGGGAGGAGAAGAGGGGCUACCAAACUUUGAUACAGACUUUGUUAACGAAGCCGACAUCGCCGCCUUCGAAAGAGCCAUCAAUGCACCCGAUGCCACAGACGAGGACUUUAUCACCGCCUUGAACGACUGGAAGCCAAUCAAGCAGCGGAUCCGACGAAAGCGGCCGAAAAUGCGACCCAGGAGAGGAAAGGACGAGACGAGGGAAGGCUUCGUCUACCAGUUGCUCAAAUGGCCGUUAUUGACGAUUGUGUUUGCCUGGAUCCUUAUUCUUUCAAUCCUCUACACGAUGACCCGCUUCUACGUCUCCCAAUACGAGUACUGGGUAACCUGGCGCGGGCGACGAGAACGCCUUCGCCGAAAGCUCCGCUCGACAAAGACUUACGAGGAGUGGAAACUUGCCGCCAAGGAGCUGGAUAGCUAUCUCGGUGCUGACACUUGGAAGGCUGAAGACGCGUUUGCUUACUACGACUACUCGACGAUCAGGAAGGCUGUGGCAAAUAUAUGUCGUCUUCGACAGAAAGCCGAAGAAGAGGAGCGAGCGGGGGGUACGCUCGUGAAGGCUUGCGUUAAGAGUAAUUUUGCCGGGAUCGAGAGCUUUAGGAUGUACUCGCAGACGUACUACGGGACCAAAGAUCGAGUCCAGGAGUUUAUUCGGGAACUUGAAAAGAGCUUAAAGUUCUUGCUCGAGACGAAUUCCUUGGACAUGGAAGAGAAGAGAGUGCUGUUCAAGCAUCUGUCUAGCAACUAUGGGCGGACGGCUCUAUGCUUAUCUGGUGGUGCUAGCUUUGCCUAUUAUCACUUUGGUGUCGUAAAGGCACAUCUAGAUGCCGGCCUCCUUCCAACCGUCAUUACAGGAACGUCUGGGGGAGCACUUGUCGCGGCAUUAGUCUGCACUCGAACAGACGAGGAACUAAAAAAGCUGCUUGUCCCAGCGCUCGCCCUGAAAAUCACUGCAUGCCAUGACGACACGCUUACCUGGCUCCGCCGCUGGUGGAAGACCGGCGCGCGCUUCGACAGCGUAGACUGGGCCCGACGCCUCUGCUGGUUCACGCGUGGAAGUCUAACCUUCAAAGAAGCCUACGAACGCACAGGACGAAUCCUAAACAUUUCAUGCAUACCCUCCGAUCCCCACUCCCCCUCCCUCCUCCUAAACUACCUCACAGCCCCAGACUGUUGUAUCUUCUCCGCAGUCCUCGCCUCUGCCGCUGUCCCGGGCAUCCUCAACCCCGUAGUCCUAAUGACCAAAACCCCGCACCACCCCUUCACAAUAACCCCCUUCUCCUUCGGCCACAAAUGGAAAGACGGCUCACUCCGCACAGACAUCCCACUCCGCGCGCUAAACACGCACUUCAACGUAACCUUCAGCAUAGUCUCGCAGGUAAACCCACACGUGAACAUCUUCUUCUUCUCGCCCCGCGGCUCUGUCGGUCGUCCAGUGACCCACCGGAAAGGAAAAGGCUGGCGCGGAGGUUUCUUGGGUUCCGCGUUAGAGCAAUACCUAAAACUCGACAUGGCGAAAUGGUUAAAAGUCCUCCGACACUUGGAGUUAUUGCCAAGACCGUUGAGUCAGGACUGGAGCAGCGUUUUCCUACAAAAGUUCGACGGGAACAUCACAAUCUGGCCGAGAACGAGGGUGAGCGAUUUCUGGUACAUACUCUCGGACCCGACGGUGGAGAGAUUGCGCAGGAUGCUGGAGGUCGGGCAGAGGUGUACCUUUCCGAAACUGGAGUUUGUCAGGAAUAGGUUGGCGGUUGAGAGGGUUGUUGAGCGGGGGCGGAGGAUCACACGUGGUGCUGGGAAGGCGGAGCUUGUCGCUGGGGGUCAGGUGCGAGGGAGGAAACCAUCGCCUCUUCCUCUUCCUUCUCCUCGGGGGGAGGAGAAGGGGCAGGAGAAGAAAAGCUUCAACUGGUUCCACUGGCCGUCCCCCACUGGGCGCUCAACCAACGUGGACGGGAAUCAUAGCAACACUAGCGUACUGGAGGAAAUGGAGAACCAUGAAAGGGUCUUUUUCGACGAUGACUACGGUGGGAGUAGCGGGAGUGUUUCCAGCGAUGAGGAGGCGAUGGAGAAGUUUGAGGCUGCCGGAAUUGCCGGUGGGGGGAUUUGA